AUGCUCCUCUUCACCGCCAUCGCACUGCACUGGAAUAUGUCCCCUGAUGCGCUCCUCCACUCGCAGCUUGUGGGUUGGGGUCUCGGAAUGAUUGUGGCGUCAGCUAUGGGCCAUGUCGGUAUGAUGCUGCUGCGCUACAGGUAUUACAAAAAACACAAUAAGGCCUACGUGUACACAGACAAGCGGCUCGUGGUCGCCGGGGAGGCCAUACUAUGCCUUUCUUACGUGGUUGUGCUUGGUGCUCAAUGCUCGGACACCAAAUUACCAGGCUGUGCGGUGGGUGUUGCAGCUGCUCCAAUUCUGGCCAUUCUCACCCUGUUACAAAUGUUCUUCGCCGGGAAAUCUUAUGGCCAAUUUAGAAAGAUGAGAAAGGCGGAAGAGCAGUCUUUGGAGCAGAGGAGGCGUCAGCGGUCAACUUCCAGUGUGGGAUCCCUGGCCAGCAGUGGACAAUCAACUCCGAGUGAAAGGUUCAGAGAUGAGACUAAUAUAUACAUGCCGGCACCUGACGCGCCACCAUCAAUUCAUUUACCUCCGGGUGAAGAUCCUUAUCAAGCUCAACCUGUUCCGAUUGGGCGCCAUCCAUCAACUGGGGGAUAUCAUCCAAACGAGUACAACUCGUUAAGCCGUGGGGUUCCAAUGACUUCUGCACCACCGCAACAGGGCUUCGCACCACCGCAACAGGGCUUUGCACCACCGCAACAGGGCUUCGCACCACCGCAACAGGGCUUUGCACAAGGCCCACUCCCAGCACAGAACACAUCAAUUCCAUUCUCGGGAAACUUCUCGGGAAACUUUCAUGGGAAUCCCAUGGGCAUGGCCUAG
Diaporthe amygdali is the source of this 822-nucleotide messenger RNA. RefSeq lists its product as uncharacterized. The transcript has 2 exons. The record is from RefSeq and is a predicted model, not a curated record. NCBI's taxonomy places the organism in Eukaryota, Fungi, Ascomycota, Sordariomycetes, Diaporthales, Diaporthaceae. Bases 1 to 822 code for a protein of 273 amino acids.